GGCUGGCUUCUUGGUCGCAUCACACAUCGUCGUUGUCGUCCAUGAUGUCAACUAGCGAGGCGAGUCCAGCGGACGUGAUCACAAUGACAGACUUACACUUCCUCCUCGCGACCGAUAGCCACCUCCAGGACGAGCUUGCUGAAGUGUGCCACCUCCUCGAUGCGUACGCAAGCGACGGCCUUGCCGAGUCGGUCUACAGCACGUCGUCCGACAACGAGACAACCAAAAAGACGAUCGACUCGAUUCUCGAGGACUUCCACACAACGCUCGACGAAGAAGCCGUGGCGCCUGCAAAAGCACCAAAGGCGCCGCGUCGGAAGCGCAAGAAGAUCAUCGACGAAGAGCCGCUGCCAGCGGUCGGCGCACGCAACAAGUUUCAGUACCGCCAAAAGCAAGAGAUUCUACGUCUCCGAAAAGAAGUCGCCGAGCUCCAAGAGACGCUCGAGACAAGCAAGGCGUCGACGGCACUUACGCAGAACGUCGACUGGGAAGCAGCUGCGCGACGCCACUUUGCUGAGAGCCGCCGCGCGAUGGCCGAGCACCACCAGUUGCGCGCGGCCGUCGCGCACCAAACGACCUUGAUCGACUCGAUGAAGGCGUACAUCCACAAGAAGCCUCGCAUUGACGUGACCUCGAGCGAGGAGACGUGGGCCCAGUACAAGCUCGCCGCGCAGCACUCGCUCCGUGUCGCGGCCAUCCACGCGAUCGCCGACCGGCAGUACGCUCGGCAGCGGCCUGCGUUCGACAAGGCUGGCCUUCUCGCCAACGACAACGAGGUACACAUUGCACGGGCGCUCCGGCCACACGCCGAGAGCUGCGUGUUGCUCGAAUUCAUCAACCAACUACGACACCCCGCGCCCUUUCACGUCAUUGGUGAUGCGAUCUGGUCCGUCAUGAAUGGCGAGAACGGCCAAGAGGUGGCUGCGGACGCGACGCAGACGAUCGACCUCAUUGACGACGAUACGGUCUACCAACGAUACACGCAAGCCAUGUCGCCAAGUACGACGAUUCACGCCAACACGAUCGCCAAGCAGUACCGGGAAGACCACCGGCGCGUCAUCGUCUGGCGCAAUGUGCUCGAGGACGAGCGCGUGCCGCACAUGUCGCGCGGCGCACGCGAGCAGCAGUGGGGCUGGGCGAUCGCGGAAGACGAAGGCCCGCGGCAGUGCAAACUCACAAUCUAUCUUCAAGUGCCGUUGGACCGGAGCCACUGCGAUGACGUGGCACUCGCGCAAGCGUCGUUGCAGCAAAUGCAGUUUAGCACGCCGACGGACAAUGCACAGGACGCAGCGAGCCGCCCGGUCCACCCAACGGCCGCCGUCAUGAGCGCGCUCAUGGGCAAAGGCCGGCUCUUUGAGCUCGCCCUGCGCAAGGCGAUCCGGAAGGCCAUCGAGUCGCACUACUACGCGAUGAGCCAGCCUCGCGUCGGCGGUGUAUGAGGCAGCGGCGCAUACGAGGAGACCCAGACCCACGAUGUGACCGAGCCUACGCCAGAGCCGUAAGUCGACUAGAGUAGUACCGUGCUCAACGCACGUACCAAGCGGCGCCCACUUUUCGUAAUCAUGCAGAAGGACUUCGUGUUUGCCUCUAAUUG
Molecule: messenger RNA, 1594 nt
Organism: Saprolegnia diclina VS20
Lineage: Eukaryota; Oomycota; Saprolegniomycetes; Saprolegniales; Saprolegniaceae
Exons: 4
Coding region: 42-1439 (465 amino acids)
Source: RefSeq, a predicted model, not a curated record